AUGGCAACCGCUCACUGGGGCACACGCAUCUGUCAAAGGAAGAAAUACUACUGCUGCUGGGUUGGCGGAGCUGCUUUGCUCAACUAUGACGAUGAUAUACGUAUGGGUGCUGCUGGUGGCGGUGCUGAUGCUGAUGCUAGUGCUAGUGCUAGUGCUAGUGGU
Messenger RNA from Enterobius vermicularis (human pinworm), 162 nucleotides. NCBI's taxonomy places the organism in Eukaryota, Metazoa, Nematoda, Chromadorea, Rhabditida, Oxyuridae. The record is from the annotation of a GenBank genome assembly.